Molecule: messenger RNA, 651 nt
Organism: Gongylonema pulchrum
Lineage: Eukaryota; Metazoa; Nematoda; Chromadorea; Rhabditida; Gongylonematidae
Source: the annotation of a GenBank genome assembly
AUGCGUUGGAUACCAGAGAAAACCGUUGCGUCGAAAUUGAAACCAAGGCCCCGUAUGGCCGGCCUUGUUAUUGGAUAUUAUCAGUGGGUGCCUAUCGUUUUAGCGCUGCAAGCUUUCCUCUUCUAUUAUCCGUCACUUGUAUGGCGCAUACUGAAUUCGCGCACAGGUAUCAAUGUGAAAGGUAUCCUGAAUUCGGCAGCUCUGGUGAAGAAAAAGUUUGACAAGGGUUCGCGACUUGCACAAGAUCUCUUGACUGUCUUCAUCUUGGCAAGCGAAGUGGCAUUUACCUGGUCGUGUUAUAUCUAUUCACCAAAGUGGUGGUUCUUGCUGGUUGGCAUACUGUCAGUGUUAUCGCUUGUGUAUUACUUUUUUGCACUGAUGCUUCCGUCGAAUCAACGGCAGUUCGUAACACGUUAUUUGCGCUGUACCGGCGCCAUCGCCGAAUUUCGGGAUCGGAACACUGAACGAUACCUUAAUGAUUUCAUUAAGAAAUUCCUGCGACCGGAUGGCACCUUCAUUUUGCGACUAAUUGAGACCAAUGGUGGCGACUUGCUGGUUGGUGAAAUCGUAACUGUAAUGUUCAAUCGGUAUAGAGCUCGCAUGGAAGAGCAGGCCCAAACCCUCACCAUAACGAAUGGCAACGAACGAUAG